Molecule: messenger RNA, 3406 nt
Organism: Prionailurus viverrinus (fishing cat)
Lineage: Eukaryota; Metazoa; Chordata; Mammalia; Carnivora; Felidae
Product: C-X-C chemokine receptor type 2-like
Exons: 2
Coding region: 100-1173 (357 amino acids)
Biological process (GO): neutrophil chemotaxis; immune response; G protein-coupled receptor signaling pathway
Cellular component (GO): membrane
Molecular function (GO): C-X-C chemokine receptor activity
Source: RefSeq, a predicted model, not a curated record
CUUUAUUCAUCAAGUUUUCUCUAACUGUUAAGUCACUCUGAUCUCUGAGUUCCGGCUCUUACAGUUGGACACACCUUGCCAGUGCCUCAGAAAGAUUCCAUGAUUGUCUUCAUGGAAAAUAUUGGGAAUGACACUGAUUGGUGGGAGUAUAUGGACGAGUUUGCAAAUUUCACUGGCACACCACCCACAGAAGAAUAUAGUCCCUGUAGGAUAGAGAUUGAAACACUCAACAAAUAUGCCGUACUGGUCAUCUAUGCCCUGGUCUUCAUGCUGAGCCUGCUGGGAAACUCCCUGGUGAUACUAGUUGUCUUAUACAGUCAGGUCAGCCGAUCUGUCACUGAUGUCUAUCUGCUGAACCUGGCCAUAGCUGACUUGCUCUUCGCCCUGACCUUACCCAUCUGGGCUGCCUCCAAGGCAAAGGGCUGGAUCUUUGGCACACUCCUGUGCAAGGUGGUCUCUUUUCUGAAGGAAGUCAAUUUCUACAGUGGUAUUUUACUACUGGCCUGCAUCAGCGUGGACCGCUACCUGGCCAUUGUCCAUGCCACACGCACGCUGACUCGGAAGCGGCACUGGGUCAAGUUCAUAUGCUUAGGCAUCUGGGCCCUGUCCCUGCUCUUGGCCCUGCCCAUCUUCAUAUUCCGUGAGGCCAUCAAGCCCCCCUAUUCCAGCCCAGUCUGCUAUGAGGACAUGGGUGCCAAUACUACAAAAUGGCGGAUGGUGAUGCGGGUCCUGCCCCAGACCUUUGGCUUCCUCCUGCCUUUGAUGGUCAUGCUAUUUUGCUAUGGACUCACCCUGCGCACGCUCUUUGAGGCCCACAUGGGGCAGAAACACCGGGCCAUGAGGGUCAUCUUUGCUGUCGUGCUCAUCUUCCUGCUCUGCUGGCUGCCCUACAACCUGGUCCUGAUCGCAGACACCCUCAUGAGGCUCCGGGCGAUCAAAGAGACCUGUGAGCGCCGCAAUGACAUUGGCCGGGCCCUGGAUGCCACCGAGAUUCUGGGCUUCUUCCACAGCUGCCUCAAUCCCAUCAUCUACGCCUUCAUUGGCCAGAAGUUUCGCCAUGGACUCAUCAAGAUCAUGGCCAUCCAUGGCCUCAUCAGCAAAGAGCACUUGUCCAAGGACAGCAGGCCUUCCUUUGUUGGCUCUUCUUCAGGGAACACUUCUACUACCUUCUAGGCCCCCGCCCCUGUUGCAGCCCCUCGGGGCUCCUCCCUUGCCAUCAGCACCCCAUUCUAAGCCUCACGCCCACUGGCUGUCCACAGUCUCUAUGUCAAGGCAGCCCCCGUUGUGGUUACAGGAAGUUACUGGGGUCACGUCCUUAUCAGGCCCUCCUUGUAUGGUUGAGAAAGCCUGCCCUGCUGCCCCUCCCCUUACUGUAGUUGCUAUGUCAGCUGCUAGAGCUCAGUCCAUCCUACCACUGAGCCCAUAGCACCCUGUCCCCUGAGACACUUAAAGACAUUUAACAGACAUUCUUUUAAGUGACUACAGAAAGUUCCCACCAUUGGGAGCCAUUAGUGGCAAACAGCACUGGUUGCUGCCCCAACUCUCUCUUUCUUGCCUGUCAGCAAAGUCCACUUCCCUUGAGAGAGGCCAAAAAGGACAGGUACUCCUUUCUAAGACUCCUUUUUGCUAGGAGUGGCCUUAUCAUUCACUUCUGACUAAUAAGAUUUAAGGGCAUUAGUGUGCUGGUCAACCACUGUCCUGGGGAAAAAAAAGUCCUGAUUUGUAGCAUUUGCCAAGUUGCCUGGUGUAAAUGCUCCACCGUGGCGAUGUCACGGGUGGUGGUGUUUAGCAACCAGCUCACAAAAAUCUAGGAAAUGUAAUGAUCUGCUUUCACAAGCAGGUACAAACUGGCUUCAGUGCACCAUUGCUUAAGAGGAAGUCUGCUGGGACCGGAGGACUCCUGGGAAGUACUCCUGAUUGAACAAAGAAAGAGAGGAGCACCUGGGCCACCUCAGUUAAGCAUUUGACUUUUGAUUCGGCCUCAAGUAAUGAUCCCAGGGUAUGCCGGGCUCAUGUCAUGGAUUAUUCGGUUAAGAAAUGAUCCCAAGGUCAUGGGAUCAAGCCUCAUGUUGGGCUCUGCACUGAGUGUGGAGCUUGCUUAAGAUUCUCUCUUUCUCUGUCUCUGCCCUUCUCCCCCACUCACACACACUCUCCUUCUAAAAUAAAAUGAAAACAAUUUAAAAAAAGAAUAAAGAGACACACACACACAUCCUUGGUUCUUGCCUUUAAAUAUGGUUGUAGGAUAUGAUGUGACAAAAAGUCAAAAAGUGUGCCCAACAUACUUAAGCAGAUGAAGGCAAUGGAUAAAGAGGACCUAGAAUAAAGAGUCCAGAAAGAAACCUAAGUCAGCAUAAAUGGUCAAAUGGUUUUCGAUAAGGGCACCAAGACUCUUCAAUGGGGAAAGGAUAGUCUUUCAACAAAUGGUGCUGGGAAAACUAGAUACCUACAUGCACAAGAAUGAACUUGAUCUCUUUCCUUAUACCUCAUACAGAAGUUAAUUCAAAAUGAAUCAAAGACCUAAUAACAAAAGCUGAAACUAUAAAACUCUUGGAAGAAAACAUAAAGGAAAAGCUUCAUUUGGUUUGAGGUUGGGGAUGGAGAGAUGUUCAGAGAUGGGGUUUAGAUCAAGGUUGAGAUUGGAAUCAGGGAUGAGGUUGGAGUUGGAGGUGAUGUGGUGGGGAGCCAGGGAUGGGGUGGCAGCUUGGAACAAGGCAGAAGAUCAGAGAAGGAUGAAAAUUAAGGAUGGGGGAAAUCCAGAACAGGGAGAAAUUGGGGGUGAGAUUGAGGGAGGUUCAGAUGGGCUUGGGAGCAGGUACAGAAUGAGGUGUAGGAAUGGUAUGAGUGUGGGGGGGUGUGGUGAGUCUCAGGGAGAGAAGUCAGAACUGGAGUGAAUGCUCAGGGGCUACUGGUGUAGUCCAAUUAGUGGUUGGAGCAAAAAGACAUCCUUGGGAGAGUGACCAUUUUCUGGGGAUCAUUGUCUACAAUGCUUUUCUGGGGGCCAGGAUGGAGGUGACUUGGCCUAUCCAGCUGGGGUUCUCCAAGGCAGUUGAUGAGAAAGGAGUUAGGGCUCAAGCCCUAGGGGAUAGAUUUGGUGCAGAGAGAAGCCAGACGAAUGCAGAAACCCAGGGAGGAAGGCUGGAUACUGGGCAUGGGAACCUCCCCUUCCUCUCCCUCCCUCCCUCGCUCCCUCCCUCCCUCCCCUAAUGCCCUUCUGCCUUCUCCUCCUGCCUGAUUAAAUGCUUAUCUUCCUUCAUUCUCUGCUAUUCCAAAGACAGCUCCAUCAGGGCUUUAGUAAGUAAAUAUGGAUCCAUAUUGGGCCUGAGAAAAUACAAAUGACUAAUACAUAUCUGAAAACAUGCCUGGCCUCGCUAGUAACCUGGGAAAUGGGAAUCAAACAGCAAUAAAA